UUGGCAACCUGUUUAUUGCAGAGUCAACUUGGGGGAAAGUUGCUAAUACUCCAGAACACAUUGCCUUCCCUAGGAUAUGGGCGCUUGAAGUUGCGUGGAGAUGAUAUCCGUGUGUAUGGAACUGAUAAGGAACAUACAUUGAGAUUGCCGGAAGAUCCUUUCUACAAGCAAAUGGCUGCUGAUCUUACAAAGUACCAGAUAGGGGUUAAUAUUUAUGCCUUUAGUGACAAAUACACUGACAUAGCUUCCUUAGGAACCCUGGCAAAAUAUACUGGGGGUCAAGUGUAUUAUUAUCCAAGCUUCCAAUCAAACUUUCAUGGAGAGAAGCUGAGGCGUGAGUUGGCCAGAGAUCUUACUAGGGAAACAGCCUGGGAAGCAGUUAUGCGCAUAAGAUGUGGAAAAGGGAUUAGGUUUACAUCUUACCACGGCAACUUUAUGCUGAGGUCCACAGAUUUACUAGCACUUCCAGCUGUAGACUGUGAUAAAGCAUAUGCAAUGCAGUUAUCCCUUGAGGAGACACUUCUUUCUACUCCAACAGUAUAUUUCCAAGUUGCUUUACUAUAUACUGCAUCUUGUGGAGAGAGGCGUAUCAGAGUACAUACCGCAGCUGCCCCUGUUGUUACAGAUUUGGGGGAGAUGUACCGCCAGGCUGACACUGGUGCCAUUGUUUCUUUGUUUUGUAGAUUAGCAAUCGAGAAAACAUUGACAAGUAAACUUGAAGAUGCUAGAAAUUCUUUGCAACAAAGGAUUGUAAAAGCGCUCAGAGAAUACCGCAAUCUUUAUGUUGUGCAGCAUCGGUUGGGAACUAGGAUGAUCUAUCCAGAGUCUCUAAAGUUCUUGUGUUUGUACGGAUUAGCACUGUCUAAAUCAGUACCUCUAAAAGGAGGAUAUGCAGACGCUCAGCUUGAUGAACGCUGCGCAGCAGGUUUCACCAUGAUGGCAUUACCCGUUAAAAAGUUGUUGAAGCUUUUAUAUCCUAGCUUGAUUCGAAUUGAUGAAUAUCUUUUGAAGCCAUCUGCUCAAGCUGAUGAUUUCAAAAACAUCAUGAAGAGAUUGCCUUUGCUCGCAGAAAGCCUAGAUUCGAGGGGCCUUUAUUUGUAUGAUGAUGGCUUACGCUUUGUUAUUUGGUUUGGUAGAAUGCUUUCACCCGAUAUAGCAAGGAAUUUACUUGGACCAGAGUUUGCAGCAGAAUUAUCGAGGGUUGCGCUUACCGAGAAUGAUAAUGAAAUGUCAAGAAGGCUGAUGAAGAUGUUAAAGAGACUAAGAGAGAGUGACCCUUCGUAUUAUCAACUUCCUUAUCUUGUAAGACAAGGUGAACAGCCGAGGGAAGGUUUCCUGCUGCUUGUAAAUCUUCUUGAGGACCAGAUGGGCGGUACUGUUGGUUACGUCGAUUGGAUAAUGCAAAUACACCGACAAGUCCAACAAAAUGCAUGAUAUACGGGUAAUUGUUCAAGAGGAGUUCAUCAUCUUACGUCGUAAAAUUCAUCUGUAUUGUCCGGUUUCCUCUGGAGCUUGUGUGUUGAACCGAUGGAACCAAUCGGUCUGAAGAUUUGCAGGAAAGAAUUUUUUGUUCAUUACGAAAUUCAAUAACUAGGAAAAGAGAGAAAACACCUGUGCUUCUAGCUAUUCGUUAUUGCAGUGCUUGAGAAUUUAAGUUGUGUAUGUGACAUUUAAAUUAUUGCCUUGCAAUUUUUUUGGGUUUAGAAAAAAAGAAGGUAUGAACACAUUUGCCAAAACGCUGUCAUGUUUUAGCAUGCUUUAGAAAUUGGAGUGUUAUUUUCUCA
Molecule: messenger RNA, 1784 nt
Organism: Gossypium raimondii (Peruvian cotton)
Lineage: Eukaryota; Viridiplantae; Streptophyta; Magnoliopsida; Malvales; Malvaceae
Product: protein transport protein Sec24-like At3g07100
Exons: 8
Coding region: 172-1434 (420 amino acids)
Biological process (GO): COPII-coated vesicle cargo loading; intracellular protein transport; endoplasmic reticulum to Golgi vesicle-mediated transport
Cellular component (GO): endoplasmic reticulum exit site; COPII vesicle coat
Molecular function (GO): zinc ion binding; SNARE binding
Source: RefSeq, a predicted model, not a curated record